AAACUAAGCAACGCAGAAUCAACAAAUUCUUUCCUUGUGAACCUUCCAUGCUGUUUUUUCGUCUAUUUGUGACUACAGGGAAGAAAUUUACUUUCUUUCCGAGGUUUCGAUGAUGACUAGGUAAAACCCACUUAGUAUAUCAACUAAUCAAACUCUCUCGACCCUUCAUCGUCUCAUCUUCCUUUCAAGUUCCAAGCCCUGCAUUCCAGCUUUGUUUUUUCAGAUCUGCAGGUUUUGAGUGAGGAACAAUGGGGACUAGCUCAUCAAUGUUGACUCAAUACGACAUCGAAGAGGUUCAAGUACACUGCCACAAUUUAUUCACUCAGCAAGAAAUUGUGUCACUAUAUCAAAGAUUUUGCCAGCUAGACCGUAAUGCGAAGGGUUUUAUAUCGGCUGAUGAGUUUAUGUCAGUGCCUGAAAUUGCAAUGAAUCCACUUUCUCAGAGGUUGCUAAAGAUGGUGGAUGGCUUGAACUUUAAGGACUUUGUGGCGUUCUUGUCUGCAUUUAGUGCCAAAGCUAGUGCGUCGCAAAAAAUUGAACUUAUUUUUAAAGUAUAUGAUUCCGAUGGAAAUGGGAAGGUGUCUUUCAAUGACAUAUUACAGGUGCUGGGAGACUUGUCUGGUCCAUUUAUGUCUGAUGAACAAAGAGAGCAAGUGUUGAGCCAACUUUUAAAGGAAGCAGGCUACACAAAGGACUCUUACUUAAUGUUAGAUGACUUCCAUAAGGUUUUCGGAAGUUCCAACAUAAGGAUGGAGGUAGAGGUUCCAGUUGAUUGAGCCAACUCUACACACUCUCCCUUGAAGUUAAAGGUGAACGCUUAUAGUACAUACCCUACUUCACCUUGUGUAGAGUAACUUAAAAUUGAAAUGGAAGCAAAAGCAAAAGCCUGUAUCCUUGCCUUUUCUUUUUGUCAGUCACAAUGUGGAAGAAGCAAGCUGUGUAUGAGAAUAAGCUUUCGAGUUGUCUGUAAAUUUUCUACAAUGUUCUAUUGUUUUGCACUAAAAAUGUGAUUAGGCAUCGAUUCUUAAUAAAUUUUGUUGCUUGU
Molecule: messenger RNA, 1045 nt
Organism: Tripterygium wilfordii
Lineage: Eukaryota; Viridiplantae; Streptophyta; Magnoliopsida; Celastrales; Celastraceae
Product: calcineurin subunit B
Exons: 7
Coding region: 249-776 (175 amino acids)
Molecular function (GO): calcium ion binding
Source: RefSeq, a predicted model, not a curated record